Messenger RNA from Schistosoma turkestanicum, 2929 nucleotides. The record is from the annotation of a GenBank genome assembly. NCBI's taxonomy places the organism in Eukaryota, Metazoa, Platyhelminthes, Trematoda, Strigeidida, Schistosomatidae.
GCGAUUUUUGCUCUGUAGGUCAUGGUUCGUCUGAUAACGAAAUUAUUUGUUUUGUUUUCUGGUGGAUUAUAAAUCAUUGACACGUUGUAUUAGAUUAAAAAACCAAAUGACCAAUAAUAUUGACAUUGUGUCAGCUAUCCAUUGUAAUCAUCCAGAAAUAAAGUUGACUAGAUCAAAUUCUGAUGCACCUUGCAAAUCAAGACGCAGAGUUCGUUUUCCUGAAGAUGAUAAACUUAUAUCAGAUUAUUUAGAACCAUUCCGAUUAGUCCCAGAUAAUUGUUCAAGUGAAGAACUUCAGGCAGCUUACUGUUCUUCGUGUUUUGAGCAUAGAAUAACUCCUAUAAAUUUUUUGUUAGAACAAAUAAAAGGCAUCGAUUUAUCGAUUUGCAAUGAACGUUACAGUCGUUUAAGUCUAAGAGGUAUUCGUUUAAAUCGAUUUCAUAUUGAAACAAUGGAGGCAAUAUUUCAACGUGCACAUUUCAGAGUAAUCGAUUUAGAAAAUACAUUUUUAGACGAACAGUCGGCUUCAUCAUUAUUUGAUAUGUUGUUGCAUUAUGAAAGUUGUACAGAUUUAAGUAUCAGUUUAAAUUUAAACAAAACUCUUCCUAGUCAAGCAUGGAAUCGUUGUGUUAAUUUCAUGCGUAAAUCAUCGGCUUUACGUCGUUUCACUUUAAGUCAUACACCAUUACGUUUGGAAAAUUUUUAUGGUUUAAGUUUUUAUGGUCUAUGCUUGGAACGUUUACAUUUUAUUGAUUGUAAUUUAACUGGUCAAACAUUAUGUGGACUUAUGCAAUGGUUGUAUAUCCUUUUAAGUUCCACAAGUUUAUAUCCAACAUCAACAACACGUGAUCGAUUGAAUCAUUCUAGUGGAGGGCAUAAUAAUAAAGUUCGUAAUUGGCGACAUCGAAAUCGAUCAUAUUCCACUACGACGACGACUAGUACUAGUACUACUUCAGCAUUGGAUUUAUCAACUACUACAAAUACUACUACUAAUAAUAAGGAUACUACUAAACCUUCUAUAUGGGAAUUAAAAUUAGGUUUAAUGAAUAAUAAAUUAAUUAGUUCAGAUGUUGAAGCACUCAUACCUGUAAUUCGUCAUCAAUUAUUAAUUCCAAGAAUUGAUAAAUCUGCAACGGUCCAAUUAGAUGAAGGUUAUCAUGAUCAUAAUCAAAAUCAUAAUCACGAUAAUAAUGAUAACGAAAAUAAUUCAUCCGAUAUACUUGUCAGCAAGAAUUCACAAAUGAAAUCUAUACCAUUCAAAAAAUCCAUCUCAAUGUCAUCAUCAUCAUCAUCAUCACCGUUGUGUGAUGGUGAUUGUCUUCCAGUUGGUGGGAUUGGUUAUUUAUCUGAAUUGAAUUUAUCGCAUAAUAAUAUUGGUGAUGAUGGUUUAAAUAUACUAUGUACUGGAUUACUUCAGUCGUAUCGAAAUCGUUUACGUGAACGUUUCUCUGCUACAUUAUUAAAUGAUCAAGAAAUUCUUGACUUAACAACAACCAUGUCAACAACAUCAACAUCAUCGAUUGAAAAUUCCACUGCUGAUUGUACACAUACACAAUCAAUACCAAUGAAAAUUUACAGUUUAGAACGUCUUUAUCUUAUUGAUAAUAAUUUAAGCUUACAUGGUAUGCAAUCAUUGGCUAUUGUAUUAAUGCAAACACCAAAAUCAUUAGUUUCUAUAAUUGGUGGUUUAAUCAGUUUAGAUUUAAGUAAUAAUCCGAAUAUUGGUGAUAAAGGUGUGGAAUUAUUAUGUGAAGGUUUAAUUAGAAAUGCUAGUUUAAAAGAAUUAUAUCUUCGUUGUAUUAAUAUGUCUUUUCCAGGAAUUUUUGCUUUAUCCAGUUUUCUUAGUGAAUCAAAAUGUUUAAAAUAUUUGGAUAUACGUAAUAAUAAUUUAGAUAUAGCUUCAUUAAUGGCUUUAUCAAAAACUUUAUCAAUUAAUAAAACAUUAACCAGUCUAAUUUCUGAUGCACAAAAUUGGAUGAACUCUCAACUAGAUUUAUCUAGUAAAGAUAAAGAUUUAAUUCGUUCUCUCAUUGAAAGUAUCAAUUCAAAUUUGAUAAGAAAUCGUUUACAAACCGAAGUAGUUGAUGAUAACAAUAAUAAUAAUAAUAAUAGUAAUCAUAAUGACGAUGUUUCAAUGAUGAAUCCUGUCACAACAAUACCAGCUGAUGUUGAAAAUGAGACGAAUUCACUGAUACAAUGUAAUGAUCAUAAUUCCCUGACUAAUUCGACUAUAAACAAUGAUGAAUUGUCAUCAUUAUGCGAUGCAACCUUAGAGACAACAUCAGUCACACUGGAUUAUGAAUAUGAGGAUAAUGUUAAUCUCCCAUUGAAGACAACAACACUUGAGAAACGUGAUACUGAUCACGAUAAUGAUGAUGAUGAUGAUGAUGAUGAUGUUAACGUUGAAGAUGUGAAGAAUGUCAAUGUGGCAACAAACCUUACUGAUUCUAUUCAUGAACAACUAUUCACCGAAUAUGUAUUGGAUAGUGAAAUCAAUAAUAAUAAUAAUAAUAAUAAUAAUAAUAAUAAUAAUAAUAGUGACGAGAAUUACGCAACCAUCGAUCAACAUAAUAACAAAGAAGCGAAUGUGACAAGAGUAGACGAAGAAGUAGACGACCAUUCGGAACAAUCCUCUUCUAUACCACAAAAUAUAUCUAAUUUAAUUGCACCCAGUGAAAAUCUCUCUGCAUGUUCAACAAAUUCAUUACUACACAAUAUAAAUAUAUCAUCGAUGAUUAACGAUGAAUCAAAUGUAACACAAUCACCAUCUGUCGUCACUACUACUACUACUACUAAUAAUAAUAAUAUAAAUCAUGAUACAACUAAUAAAAAAUCUGUUGUCAAACAGAAAUCAAAGAAAUCUAAACGAACUCCCCCUCAUGGUAAUAAAAAUACCCCGUCAUCAAAAACCAAUACCAAUGGUGUUUAA